UAAAGAACUUCAUCGUUUAAAUAAUAAUUAUUCUGAUUAUUCAAAAUAUCUUCAAUGGACACAAUUAUAUGAUAUUUCAGGUCGUUAUAGACCAAUAUCAAUGAUUGAUAUGCAUUCAACACUUUGUUUUCUUGGUCAUUAUCAAUAUUUAUAUUCUAUCAAAGAAAAAAAUCAACAAAUUUUAUAUUUAAUGAAUAUUAUAGGAAAAAUAUUUAAUAUAACAAAUAUGCGUUUACCAAAUUUUAAUUGGACAACAGCUAAAACGAAUUUAAUACGUAUUAGUCAAUUUUAUAAUACAAAUGUAAAUUGUUGGGAUAAGAAUUAUCCAUCGAUAUUUAAACAAAUUUAUAAUUAUUUAUUUACGUGGUGGAAAUUGUUUUAA
Molecule: messenger RNA, 382 nt
Organism: Rotaria sp. Silwood2
Lineage: Eukaryota; Metazoa; Rotifera; Eurotatoria; Philodinida; Philodinidae
Source: the annotation of a GenBank genome assembly